Molecule: messenger RNA, 1911 nt
Organism: Rosa rugosa (rugosa rose)
Lineage: Eukaryota; Viridiplantae; Streptophyta; Magnoliopsida; Rosales; Rosaceae
Product: probable 26S proteasome non-ATPase regulatory subunit 3
Exons: 9
Coding region: 161-1624 (487 amino acids)
Biological process (GO): regulation of protein catabolic process; ubiquitin-dependent protein catabolic process
Cellular component (GO): proteasome regulatory particle, lid subcomplex; proteasome complex
Molecular function (GO): enzyme regulator activity
Source: RefSeq, a predicted model, not a curated record
UGUAUUGCCUUUUAGAAGAACAACACACCAUAUUUUAGGCUUUUCGUCUCACUCACUCUACCUCUUCUUCUCGCUCUUUAUCUCCCUCUUCGACUUGCAGAGGAGGCUAAACCCUAAUCGACUCCGAUCACUGCGGCCUCUAAAUUCCAGUUGCUACAAGAUGACUCAAGACGUGGAGAUGAAAGAGGUCCCGGCCCCUUCCAAUUCAGUCUCUUCUACUACUCCCACAACUCUCCACCAUUUGAAGGAGAUUGCUUCGCUUCUUGAGACCGCUGCGUACUCCAAGGAGGUCCGGCGAGUUGUCCGCGCCGUUAGGCUGACGAUGGCGAAGAGGCGGAAGCUGAGUGUCUCUGUGCUCUCGGCGUUUCUCAGUUUCGCCUUCUCGCCGGGAUCUGAGGCUCACACCCGGUUGUCCUCCUACCUUCCGAAGGACGAUGAGCAUGACAUGGAUGUUGAUACUGCAACUUCCGCAACUCAAGUUCCCAAGAAACAUGCCUCGCCUGAGCUAGAGAUUUACUGCUACUUGCUGGUGCUGAUUUUUCUGAUUGAUCAGAAAAAAUACAGUGAGGCUAAAGCUUGUGCCACAGCAGGCAUUGCUCGACUAAAGAACAUGAAUAGGAGAACUAUUGAUGUUCUGGCAUCAAGGCUCUACUUCUAUUACUCUCUUAGCUAUGAAUACACCGGUGAUCUUGCAGAAAUUAGAGGGAACCUUCUUAAUCUUCAUCGAAUUGCAACUUUGCGCCGUGAUGAGCUGGGCCAGGAGACACUUCUGAACCUACUGCUUCGCAAUUACCUGUCAUAUAACCUAUAUGAUCAGGCAGAGAAACUGAGGUCCAAGGCUCCUCGAUUUGAGGCUCACUCAAACCAGCAGUUUUGUCGGUAUCUCUUUUAUCUGGGAAAGAUCAGAACCAUUCAGUUGGAGUAUACUGAUGCAAAGGAGUCCCUUCUUCAAGCUGCUAGGAAAGCCCCUGUAGCUGCCCUUGGCUUUCGAAUUCAAUGUAACAAGUGGGCAGUUAUCGUACGCUUGUUGCUUGGAGAAAUCCCUGAGAGGACUGUGUUUAUGCAAAAAGGAAUGGAGAAGGCUUUGAGGCCAUACUUUGAACUAACAAAUGCUGUGAGGAUUGGUGACUUGGAACUAUUCAGAACUAUAGCUGACAAGUUCUCGAAUGUGUUUAGCUCAGACGGAACCCACAAUUUGAUUGUGAGGCUGCGACAUAAUGUUAUAAGAACAGGGUUGCGUAACAUUAGCAUCUCGUAUUCUCGAAUUUCUCUGGCUGAUGUUGCCAAAAAGCUGAGAUUGGACUCCCCCAACCCUGUUGCUGAUGCUGAAAGUAUUGUGGCCAAGGCAAUCCGAGAUGGUGCAAUUGAUGCCACUCUGGAUCAUGCAAAUGGAUAUAUGGUGUCAAAGGAAACUGGAGAUAUCUACUCUACAAAUGAGCCCCAAGCUGCAUUUGAUACAAGGAUUGCUUUCUGCCUCAAUUUGCACAAUGAUGCAGUGCGAGCACUAAGGUUUCCACCAAAUUCUCACAAGGAGAAAGAAAGUGCUGAGAAAAGGAGGGAGAGACAGCAGCAGGAGCAAGAGCUUGCAAAGCAUAUAGCUGAGGAGGAUGAUGACGAAUUUUGAAUCAAUUAAAAUUGGAGAAGACAUCCGGAUGUUACAUUGCAACGCCCAGCCAGAAAAUUUUCAGAUUAAUGGGUGUCUCAUUGACCUAUUUGCAUUGCAUGUUACAGUGGACUGCCCAGCUCGAAUAUUUUCAGUUUUAUGGUGUCUGCUUUACUUGUGAUAGUAUGUGAUUCCAUUUGUGUUGUAGGAUUAUUCUGUUAAAGCCGCCAGAGUUGUCACUCUUUCAAUCAUAUUUUGAGGCUGCUUGUUCUUUCUUUCCCCUAAUUAUGACAGAAAAAAAUUGAAUA